AUGGCUGUUGAUAAUCUCGUCAAAGUUGGUUAUGAAACAAUUCGUCAGAGUUCUGACCAUAUUUUUAAGCGCGACAUGCCACCCGCCCUUGUUCGAGUAGAAGAGGCGUCCGUUUUUCUUCAAGAUGCUGUCAAGCUACUUUCUCGCGAUCCAUCUUCCGCGAAUGGUCGAAAAAAACUUAUUGAUGGUUCCCGUGGUAUUCUUCAAGGAACCUGGGCCGUAUUGGUUGCAUUUGAUAUGUCGGAAGUCAGGAAAAUUGUUGAAUGUUGUAAUUCUGUGCUCGCUAUGCUCAACACUGUUUCGGAUAUCAAGAGCUUUCCUGAACUUGCAGAUUUUGUGAAGAACCUUACUCCUGGUAUGUCUCAGAUGAUUAAAGAAGUCCACGAAAGGCAGGAUGAACUUGUUAUCAAGUCGCACGCUGAAAUACUACAGCGGGGUAUAGCUCAAGUAAAACGCAUUACUCCCAUCCUUAUAUCUUCAAUCAAACUUUACCUCAACACAACCCAGCAACGUCUUCCUGCGGCUUGUGAAGCGCAGUCAAACAGGGACUACUUUUUACACCAAAUGUCUGACGAAAUAUGUGAAAUAAUACGUGGUCUUCAGCUUACGAGCUCCGAUGACACUGAUUAUUUAGGCGACCACAAUGACCUUCGUCUUAUAGCUCGAAAUAGCAAAAUCGCAGAUGAGUGGUUGCUGAAUCCUUCUGCUAACAUAAAUGGUGUCGAAGUUAUUCAAGAUAUUCUUGACACGGCUCGUCAUUUUGAGGCGUUCUGUAUGUCAGACUCAGAACGAAUAGGUCUUCAUGGACUUAUCAGUGGCAUUGAGUCUCGUUUGCACCAACUCCUAAAUGCGCAACAAGGGAGCGACGCAGCAAUAGCAGCACAGAGCGCGUCAGCGUGCCGCGACGACUUAGCACGUCUGCUAGAACUGUGCAGGGCACUGUGUGAACGGACGGAGCAUCAGAAUGCCAUCUACCGAUUGGCGCGUACAUUGGAGGGCAAGGCAACACAAGCGAGGCGCUGGCUUCUCGAACCCCGCGGACCCCAGAGACAAGUCGGCUUUGAGGCAGCCAGGGCCCUCAUCGCUCAAGCUCUCCAAAUCAUCCAAACAGAGGCUGAAGAGGAAGGGUUUCAGGAUUCAGACUUCCAAGAGUCAUGCGACCAUCUACGCUCCAAAACUGACGAGCUCUUUGCCCUACUCGAGAAGCCACUAAUUUCCGAAGUUCAGAGGUUACGAGAACAAAAGCUGGCAGCGGAAGCUGUUCAAACUUUGGACUUUAUGUGGCACAGUAUGCAACACGGGUUGGUUCGACAAGUCGCCAAUUUCUUCACUGAUCUUAUCGGUCCCAUCAAGAAUCUGCAAGAGGCAACUUCUGCUGUCCCUGUCAAUGAAACCGCCUACCAGCAAGCAGCCGAUUCCUUCCUUGGGUGCUUUGACGUUGAUAAUGACUUUGAUUGGUGUAUAUGCGAACAGGAACACUCGCGAAGAGUGAAGCAGACGGCCAGUCUAGCGGCAGGCAAUUUGGUGGAUCCAUGGCGGGGCAUCGCGUUGCAGACCCUCGCUUCCAACCUCGAGAGCGUCGGCAGUCAAGUCAAUAUGGCUGGUCGAGCGGUAAUGUCGGCACGCCAAAACGGUGCCAGCACCCAACUUCAGAACGCCGCUUCAGACCACUUUGACCUCAUCAAGAGGCACUGGACCGAGUGUGCCGAGCGCACUAGAAAUUUGGUCGAUGAGGCCAUUGACGCUAAAGCCUUCAUUAAGGCUCAAGGUGCAGCUUACGUCUUCUGUGCUCUCUCCAUCACUUCAACUGGCAAAAUUCGUUAUUCUCUGACAGGAUAUUUCCAUGUUCUUCGUUGUCUACUUCCUUUAGAAACUGGAAUAUUGCGAGACAAUGAUCAGAUUGAGGAUAGUGUUGAUCAGCAUUGUCCUGCCUCUGUUGUGAAUGGAACCACGAGCGUUGCCCUGAGAGCUAAUCGCGUGCUGCAAGUUGCUAUGCGGGAGACUGAGAACAGUGAAGAUAGUGUUUAUGUUGAUCGUGUGAAUGAGGCCGUCCACAGACUGCGGACCAGCAUCACAGCGAUGGUUGCAGAUGCUAAAAGUAUGGUCCUGGCAAUGGACGACCCGAGUGUCCGCGAUCGCUGGCGCGCCUCUAGUAGAAAUUUGGUUGAUGCUGUCUCCGGUGUAGGUCAGGUAGUUGAGCCGACUUAUCUUCAUCCCGUGGCGGUCAAUGCAGGUCCGGCUUCCCAAAGAAUCACAUUAAGAGGCAAAGAAGACCCAGUUACUGACACAAUCCCCAUUGCUGGGAUGCGACAACUUUGCAUCCAGGGUACUAUUCCUUUCUUUUGGUGCUCGCGAUUAAUAUCAGCGCACUGCUCUACAGGUGGUGCCUCCUCCAGUUUAAGUGAUGGCAACUCGCGUCCUCUCUCUCCUGAAACUGACCUGGAGGAUGAAUUCAACUAUCCCCUCCCUGAGAAAGAUCAGCCAAUCAUGGCUGCUGCCCACGCUCUGCAUCAGGAAGCUCGGCUCUGGUCAAGUCGUGACAACGAACUUAUCGCUGCCACCAAGCGGAUUGCCGCUCUCAUGGCUAAACUUAGUCAGAUUGUCCGGGGCGAGUACGGUAAUAAAAAGGACCUCAUCAACGUUUCAAUGGCAAUCGCAGAGGCUUCUGUGGAUGUGACGCUUUGCGCUCGAGCCCUCGGAAGGGAGUGUACCGACAGACGAAUGAAAACCAGUCUUCUACAAUUGAGCGACCGAAUUCAAAUGAUUGGCAACCAACUGAAGAUCCUUUCAACGGUAAAGGCUACCAUGCUAGGAUCAGAUGAUUCCCCGGAGGAUCAGGAGAACACAGAGGUCCUGGUGGGUAAUGCGCAGAACCUAAUGCAGGCCGUAAUUGAGACUGUGCGGGUAGCAGAAGGAGCUAGCAUUAAGAUGCGCGUGGAUAGUGGCUACAAGAUCCGCUGGAUGCCAAGACUCAUUUCCUCUAUUGGUUCAGGCUACAUAACUCAUUGA
Molecule: messenger RNA, 3009 nt
Organism: Hydatigera taeniaeformis
Lineage: Eukaryota; Metazoa; Platyhelminthes; Cestoda; Cyclophyllidea; Taeniidae
Source: the annotation of a GenBank genome assembly